Molecule: messenger RNA, 1002 nt
Organism: Umbelopsis ramanniana AG
Lineage: Eukaryota; Fungi; Mucoromycota; Umbelopsidomycetes; Umbelopsidales; Umbelopsidaceae
Exons: 3
Coding region: 1-1002 (333 amino acids)
Molecular function (GO): catalytic activity
Source: RefSeq, a predicted model, not a curated record
AUGUUGAGCAAGGUCGCUGCUGCUGGUGUUGUCCUUAUCGGUCUCUUGCUAGCCACCUCUAGUGGAAAAGAAAAGCCUUUGGCGUCUUUGAGAGCCAAUCCUUCCUCGUAUUAUCCUACAUCGCUUUAUCCAAACUCCACCAGCGUCGAAACUCCUCAUGGCUUCGUCCAAUAUGCCUUGUUUGGGCCCGAGGAUGGCGAGAAGAUUGUGUUCGUUCAUGGAUACAGCUGUCCCAGUCCUAUAUUCGAAAAGAUUUCCAAAAGCUUGGCCGAAGAUGGAUAUCGCGUCUUGACAUAUGACUUGUGGGGUCGAGGUUACAGUGAUGCACCAGCCUCCGUCUACAAUGAAGGCCUCUACAUGGCUCAACUUGAAUUCCUCAUUCAACAAGUAGGAUGGAGCGACACCACAUUCAACGUGGUUGGUCUUUCGCUUGGUGGCGCCAUUUCUACUUCUUACACUAGUUUCCGCCCUAACUUGGUGAAGAGACUUAUCCUGGUUGGACCCGCCGGUUUGAUGUCGCAAAAGGAUGUCCCAGUCUACACAAAGAUCUUUGACUAUCCCUUGUUGGUCAAGCUGUGGUUAAGCCCUAUCUUCCAGCCAUUGGCCAUUAAGGCUCUCUCAUCCUGGUCCGCUGCACAUAAAGGAACCAUCUCUGCUGAGUCUAAGGACGCCGAGGACUUUGCUGUCAAGAUUGCCCUGAUGGCGACCGAUCAGAUCACUAAACAUAGUGGCUAUUUCCGUGCAUUGAUCAAUACUGCAAAGGACUAUCCUCUCAUUGGAUUGGAUGAUCGUUACAAGAAGGUCGGUCAAUCCCAGAUUCCCGUCUAUGCCCUCUGGGGAGAUGCGGACGUCACGGUUCCAUUUAGACAUUCUCAGACUUUGCUUCAGUACAUUCCACACGCCAAGCUGUUUGUCUAUGAAGGUGGUGGUCAUAACAUUAUGAUGACAAAUCCAGAAAAGGCUCACCAAGAUCUAUUAUCUAUUCUGGAGAACCGAGCAUAA